UACAUGCUGCUUUGUACCGUUGUACUUUCCAGACUUGACAGAUGCUUCCUUGGUUGCAGUGUUGUGUGCGUCGCCAAAAUUUCUGAAAUCGACGCCCUGGAAGCUCUUUCCGGCGUAUUCUGGAGGAGACGAUGAGUCAAAUUGCAUGCCCGAGAACUGAAUCUACUCCCCAUCGUCUCUACGACUUUGCCAAAAUGGCUCUCAUCAAGAUUUUCGCUCACCCUUAUGCCACGGUGUGUGACUUGUAUUGUGGAGGCGGAGCAGAUGCUGAUAAGUGGGAUGAAGCCCAAAUCGGUCAUUAUAUUGGAAUCGAUGCGGCGUCGUCUGGGAUUAGCCAGAUACGAGAAGCGUGGGAGAGCCAGAGGAAAGCUUACACUACAGAGUUCUUUGAGAUUGAUCCCUGCACGGAGAAUAUAGAUAUGCAUCUGCAGGAGAGGACCAAUAAGGCUGAUCUUGUCUGCUGUUUGCAGCAUUUGCAGUUGUGUUUUGAGAGCGAGGAGAAAGCACGGAGACUUCUGCAUAAUGUAUCAUCUUUGCUGAAACCAGGGGGUUAUUUUUUCGAUGAAGCCUACAUGACAUAUCCAGAUUUACACAAGGCUAAGUACCAGAAGAAUGUUGAAGCUUAUCACAACAAAAGCAGCAGCAUGAAGCCAAACAUUGUUCCCAACUGUAUUCGGACAGAGAAUUACAUGAUUACUUUUGAAGUUGAAGAAGAAAAGUUUCCACUAUUUGGAAAGAAAUAUCAGCUGAAAUUCUCUAAUGAUGUCUCUGCAGAAACCCAUUGCUUGGUUCACUUUCCAAGCUUCAUCAGGUUGGCGAGAGAAGCUGGCCUUGAGUAUGUGGAGAUUCAAAACUUGACUGAGUUUUAUGAUGACAACAGAGCACAAUUCGCAGGCUUGCUAAUGAAUUCAGUUCCAAACCUGUUGGAUCCUAGAGGGAGACUUUUUCCUCGAUCAUAUGAUACACUUGGUCUCUAUACCACGUUUAUAUUUCAAAAGCCUGACCCAGAUAUCACGCCCCCAAUGUCAACUCCAUUAAUGCAGGAUCCCACUUAUAGUCAUGAUGAGGGAACCGGUUGGCGAGAUGAGGAAAUUAAUGUACCAGUACAAGUCCCAGUCCCAGUCCCAGUCCCAGUUCCAGUUCCAGUUCCAGUUCCAUUGCCAGUUAUAGUUGUAGAACCUCCUCUUGGGUUGGGCAAGAUAAGCGAACAAAAAGGGAUUUUGGGUCCUGGACCUGCUGAUUUACGAUUCCCAGAGGCAAUCUGAUUCUUUAGGAGAGGAAGAUAUAUAUACUGUUUAGAAGCAUGAUUUUUCUCAAGUGGAUUCCAUGUACACAAAAUGGGCAAGUGAAACUAGUUAUGAGUAGACACGUAGCAGCUAUACACUCUCUUUCAGGAUGACUAUUUUUUAUAUGUUCUAUGAAUGGUUUGACACACUACUUCUGUUGUAUAUGAGGUCUGUAGUCUUUUAGAGGGGAAGGAAAUAGACACGUAGUUGAUCUAGCACUAUGAUUCGGUGUUUAUUUUAAAGGCCUUAGCAUUCAGAUUCUUGUGUAGGUCCCUCUUUGUGGAAAUCUUUUGUUCAAAAGUUCUACUUUC
Messenger RNA from Prosopis cineraria, 1597 nucleotides. RefSeq names its product mRNA cap guanine-N7 methyltransferase 2-like. Gene Ontology annotation, molecular function: mRNA 5'-cap (guanine-N7-)-methyltransferase activity. Gene Ontology annotation, cellular component: nucleus. The coding region runs from base 132 to 1265 and encodes 377 amino acids. The record is from RefSeq and is a predicted model, not a curated record. Gene Ontology annotation, biological process: 7-methylguanosine mRNA capping. NCBI's taxonomy places the organism in Eukaryota, Viridiplantae, Streptophyta, Magnoliopsida, Fabales, Fabaceae. The transcript is spliced from 12 exons.